Molecule: messenger RNA, 1388 nt
Organism: Sinocyclocheilus grahami
Lineage: Eukaryota; Metazoa; Chordata; Actinopteri; Cypriniformes; Cyprinidae
Product: tRNA (adenine(58)-N(1))-methyltransferase catalytic subunit TRMT61A-like
Exons: 4
Coding region: 260-1177 (305 amino acids)
Biological process (GO): tRNA methylation
Cellular component (GO): tRNA (m1A) methyltransferase complex; nucleus
Molecular function (GO): tRNA (adenine(58)-N1)-methyltransferase activity
Source: RefSeq, a predicted model, not a curated record
UGAAGUUGACGUCGUGGAUUUGUAAAAGGACAGCAAGGCUUUCACACGAGCUGGAGUCCAUCCACAUGAGCUGAAGAGCCGCUCUGUAGACCGCGUCUGCUCGCAACUUACACGCGCUUUAUCGAGCUAACUACCGCACACACGUGCUGUACUGUCUUUCUACUCCUUCCCAAAUAUUGAACUACAGCCUUGCUGAAGCAACGAGUGUUUAAUCAUCCGAGGCUGCACUCUUCAUUGAAGCUGAACCCCCCUGAACCUCAUGAGUUUUGUGGAAUACUCCGAGAUCAUCCAAGAAGGGGAUGUCGUCAUUAUCUUCCUGGGUCAUGAGUCCAUGAUGCCUAUCAAAGUUCAGUCGGGAGCUCAGACGCAGACCCGCUAUGGGGUCAUCCGGCACUCCAGCGACCUGAUUGGACAGCGGUUUGGUUCCAAAGUGACCUGCAGUAAGGGUGGUUGGGUUUACGUGCUGCACCCCACACCAGAGCUGUGGACUGUCAACCUUCCCCACCGAACACAGAUCCUCUACACCACAGACAUUGCCAACAUCACACUGAUGCUGGAGCUCAAACCGGGCUCUGUCGUCUGCGAGUCAGGUACAGGCAGCGGCUCCCUGUCUCACUCUAUUCUGCGGACCAUCGCGCCCACCGGCCACCUGCACACGGUGGAGUUCCACGCUCAGCGAGCCGAGAAGGCCAUGCAGGAGUUCAAGGAGCACAAAGUGUCUCACCUGGUUACUGUUAGAAACCAGGAUGUGUGCAAGGAUGGCUUUGGCAUCACAGCAAUAGCUGAUGCAGUGUUUUUAGACAUCCCCUCUCCAUGGGAGGCAAUCACACAUGCCAAGAGCGCCAUGAAACGCAAAGGAGGUCGUCUCUGUUCCUUCUCGCCGUGUAUAGAGCAGGUCCAGAGGACUUGUGAGGCAUUACUGGACCAUGGCUUUGAGGAGAUCUGCACACUGGAGGUUCUGCUCCGGGUGCAUGAUGUUCGUACUGUCAGUCUGCCCUUACCAGACUUCGGACCAGAGGAGGGCUCUGCUGGCAGCAGCCAGAUGGCUUCAGAUGUUGGUCAAGAGGAAGUCCCAAACACUGGGAACACCUCUGUGAUCUGUAGGACUGCCACACCUCCCAGAGAAAUGGCAGGACACACGGGAUACCUCACCUUUGCUACCAAACCCCUCGACUAGAAGCAUAACUGAAGCUGAUGGAGACUGUUAUAGUGUUUGAGUUAUGCAAACUCAUGUCAUGACAUGUGACGUCAUUUGUGCACACCUGUGUGGUCUUUUUUUUCAUUUUUAUUUUUUUAGAUUGGUUAACAGCUAGAUGGGCUUUUACAUCAAUAUAACCGUUCAUGCCAUUUAAAAACUGGUUUAGUACGGACUGAUGUUCAUUUUUUAU